CAUAGUAACCCUUGAAAAUGACAUCUCCUGUUUUGAGAAAAAGCAAACUUAAAAUACAUAAACUUAUAAAAAAAAAGUGCUUCCAAAAAUGUCGAAGUAUCCACUUCGACCAUUUAUACAACCUGUAAUCCUGCGCCGCUUGAGCGAUAAGCCCAAGCUGAGCAACAAGCCCUCGAACACCCCUCGCCCACCAAAGGAUCCUCCGGAUGAGGGCUACCAGCCGACCAGCGUCGACCACGAGGGGAUCGAUGUGGCCCCGUUUGUGAGACCCUCUUCCUUCCGCCAGUUCAGUGGACCCGAUGAGAAGCUGGGACCAGGAGCAGGCAAGGCCCUGCCCUACAAGAACUCCAGCUACUUUGGCUAUCACCGGUUCUCGUUUAUGGAACUCAUGGUCACGACUGUGGAAUUGCGCGACGAACGUCGAUUGGACGGAGGACUCCAGGCAGCCAUUGAAGCGGACGAAGAACCCGAGGGUGGCGAGGCCCAACUGGAGACCAUGAAGAAACUGGAAGGCGAGUGCGAUGCGAUACUAGCCAACCAAGCCAAGAAAGCCGAGGAGGCCAAAGCUUCGGCCAAAGAAGAGAAGUGUCUUCAGGCAAUGAGCGACGAGGAGCUGAAGGAGUGGUGCAAGAAAAAGGAGGAGGACAUCAAAAAGAAGGAGCAGGAAAAGAAGGAGGACAUCAAAAAGAAGGAGCAGGAAAAGAAGGAGGACAUCAAAAAGAAGGAGCAGGAAAAGAAGGAGGCCACAUGCGCGCCCAAGGAGAAGAACAUCCAGGACAUGAGCGACGAGGAGCUGAAGGAGUGGUGCAAGAAAAAGGAGGAGGACAUCAAAAAGAAGGAACAGGAAAAGAAGGAUGCCACAUGCGCGCCCAAGGAGAAGAACAUCCAGGACAUGAACGACGAGGAGCUGAAGGUUUGGUGUCAGAAAAAGGAAGAGGACAUCAAGAAGAAGGAACAACAAAACAAGAACGAAGAAACAAAGAACUGUAAGGAGAAAGAAGCUGCUGAAAAGCCUAAGUGUGAAACCGAUGAAAACAAAAAAGAUUAAGAAUAGAAAAGGAUCUAUGGAAAAUUUGCAAUAUUAAUAAAGAAUUUAUAAAAUGAAUUUAAAGAAAUAAAUGAAUUGUAACUUGAAA
Drosophila santomea is the source of this 1136-nucleotide messenger RNA. Its product is annotated as axoneme-associated protein mst101(2). NCBI's taxonomy places the organism in Eukaryota, Metazoa, Arthropoda, Insecta, Diptera, Drosophilidae. The coding region runs from base 89 to 1048 and encodes 319 amino acids. The transcript has a single exon. Gene Ontology annotation, cellular component: mitochondrion. The record is from RefSeq and is a predicted model, not a curated record.